Macadamia integrifolia is the source of this 7063-nucleotide messenger RNA. Its product is annotated as cysteine-tryptophan domain-containing zinc finger protein 7-like. Bases 439 to 5739 code for a protein of 1766 amino acids. Gene Ontology annotation, molecular function: zinc ion binding. The transcript is spliced from 14 exons. Lineage: Eukaryota; Viridiplantae; Streptophyta; Magnoliopsida; Proteales; Proteaceae. The record is from RefSeq and is a predicted model, not a curated record.
GAGGGAUAUGGGGGAAGAAGGGAAAAGGGAGGAAGUAAGCAGGAAAAUACAUUAAAAUGAAAAAAAUAAAAAUAAAAGAAGCAGAAGAACAACAACGAGGAGAAGAAGAAGAGAAAACACAGCUCUUUUUCCUGUUUCAUGUGUCCUGUUUUGUAUCUUAACAUUGAAACUUGGAAGUUUUGUGAGCGAAUCAAUUCGAGCGAGCUCUAAGAGACGACCUGAAGACAGAGGGGAUUGGGAAUCUGCCAACUGUUGAUUACCGAUCGUGGAAAGACUUUUGUUUUUUGAGGGUUUUUAUUUUUUUAAUUUUUUGUUUCGAUGAGGGUCUCUGAUUGUUCGAUCAUUGUGGUUUCGGAAGAUUUACUUGGUGGUUUAUUGUGGGCUUCUGAUCUCCGAAUUGAGUUCGGCCUAUUUGGGUGGGGAAUUUGAGGGGUUUUGAUGCUCUCUUUGGGGAGUAGGGAUGGGAGGAAGGGGUUAGGGUUUGGUGUUGCAGGAGAGAUGGAAGAGACAGAGAUAGAAGAAGGUGAGGCUUGCGAUUACCAGGACGACGACGCAAGCAUCGACCCUGAUGUCGCUCUCUCUUACAUCGAUGAAAAGCUUCAAGAUGUCUUGGGCCAUUUUCAAAAGGAUUUUGAAGGUGGGGUUUCUGCAGAAAAUUUGGGGGCAAAAUUUGGUGGGUAUGGUUCGUUUUUACCCACUUAUCAACGCUCUCCUUCUGUUUGGUCUCAACCAAGAAGUCCACCAAAAAUGCAGAACUACAAUACGCCAAGAUCACCAAACCAUUUGUCGGUGGAGGGUGUGCAUCAGAACUCUUCAGUUCCAUCAAGUGCACCCUUUGCUGUCAGGCUAGGACCUGCUUCUAGCAAUGCUGCACCACCACCUGUUUCAAGGGUCCCAUCCGUGGACAAUUCUGUUAAAAGAGAUGUAUGCUCGUAUCCUCCUCGUGCCUCUGCAGAAUUCAGUCCCAACCAUGAGCAUGUAAUUAAAUCAGUUAAUCCAAAUGACCAGAAAACACUAAAGGUUCGAAUUAAAGUAGGUCCUGAUAGCACUUCAGUCCAAAAUAAUGCUGAGCUCUACAGUGGUCUUGGCCUUGAUAUGUCUCCUUCUUCAUCAUUUGACGAUAGCGCCGCUGAAAGUGGAGGGCUGUCUCCUGAAUUUCGAGAUUUACCAGAUGAAUCUCCAACUAUUAUACUUCAGAUUAUGACGUCGUUUCCAGUCCCUGGGGGCCUCUUGCUAUCACCUCUUCAUGAUAGUCUGUUCUGCUUAUCAGAAAAAGAAAAGCUUCAAAGGGAUGGUAGAAGUGGGCCUACGUACAUGGGUGGCCAGGAAAGUUCUGGCAUGCUAGUGGACGACUCUUCUUCUGUAGUGGGGAUUAGCAAAGUGUUGGGAGAAAGGAAAAUGAAGUCAGUGGAGAAAAGUGAUAAAUCUUUAGAAAUGAAGAAUGGGAGUGGUAAGGAUUCUGGGAAUGACAUUACCUCUCUUUUGAAGAAGGAAAUCGACAUUGACACCAUGGCAGGCAGGGAGCUUGUUUCUAAUGCUUUGAAACUUCCACUUUUAUCCAGCUCAAAAUUUGAUAUAGGGGACACAACAAAAGGUGCUGUUAAGGCUCCUGAUAUUUCUAGGGAAGCUAAUAAGGGUAUGGUGAAGGAGAAAAUAUUCUCUUCUGACUUAAGAAAGGAGGAAGCCUUGGAGUUGGUGCCCAGCCAAGAUCUGGCCAUGUUUGAUAAGCAGAGUGCCAAGAUUAGUCCAGCAGACAAGGUAUUGGACGUGAGGAAGGAUAGGAGCAAAGGUAACAAGAGCUAUGACAUAUGUGUAACUGAAUCAGAUGCUACCAAGUGGAGGAGAGAUCUUGAUGGUGGAAUCGCAGUUGCUCCAAAACAGAAGGUUGGACAGAAAGCCCCAUCCUAUGAUCAGGAUGGAGUGAAGAGGCCCCAUGUUAAGGAGCAGCUAUCUUCCAGUGGAAAAAGGAAAUCAAAGGGAAGUCGAAGUAAUGGAACCCCUGCUGCAGAGUUCCCCAAGGAAAGCUUGAAGCCUGUUUCAUCUUCAGCAUCGAAAGAUAAGAAGAAAAAUAGCCAAGCUGGUGAUUACCCAUUUAAUAGUAAAUCAGAUGUUGUUAAAUCACGUAAAAACUUGGGGAAGACCAUGGACAAUCAUAGGGAUUCAAUAGGUGAGCCAGUAGUGGAGAAAGCUGAGGAUAGAGUAGAUUCAUUGGAAAUGCCUUUUAAAGACCGGCAGAAUGACUCAAAGCCUGAGAUUUUUGAUAAAGUGGCUCACACAUUGUCAGACAAACCAAAAGACAGAUCAACUGGUACAAAGGUUGGUAACCAAUUGACAUCAGAGGCAUAUCCAAGGGCAACGCUGACAGCUGCUCCUUUAAUGGAAAAUGGGCCCGUUUCUGAUGCAGCUCAUCCACCUCUACCUUCUGUUCUUAUAGAAAAUUGGGUUCUCUGUGACAAGUGUCAAACAUGGCGUCUUCUACCUUUUGGCAUGGAGCCCACAGUCCUUCCAAAGAAGUGGCUGUGCAGAAUGCUUAAUUGGCUGCCUGGAAUGAACCGGUGUGAUAUUAGCGAAGAGGAGACAACAAGAGCUCUGUAUGCUGCAUACCAAGUCCCCAUCACUGAGGGUCAAAAUAAUAUGCAUAGUCAGCUUGAUGCAGCUGCAUCAGGGGUAACUUUGGAUGAGGUACAGCGACUUGACCAAAACCACCGUAAUCUUACCUUGCGGGCUCUGCCUAGCAGUGCAAAGAAGAGACAUGGUUUGAAGGAAGUACCAAGUGCAGCCAACCACCUGGGAUCCAUUCACUUUUCAAGUUCUGCAAAGAAGAAUCAACAGCCGUCUGCGAAAAGUAGAAGCUUAACUGACGUGAACCAACUUCCUUUGGGAUCCAAUCCUGUGAACAAGUCCGUCUUCCAACAAUUAAGUCAGUCAGGUGACUUGGCUGCGGAUAAACGCAUGCAAAAACAGAAAGAGAAGCAGAAACUGCUUGAAAUCCAUUUGGAUGGAGGUGUUUCUAGGCACUCAAAAACAAAGUGCAAGAGGGAAACUGAUCAAAAUGAAGAUAGAGCUUAUAAGAAAGUGAAGACAGAAGGUAUGUAUUAUACUGAUGAAGAACAGAAUUCUGACCUCGGGAUUGCCCAGCCCUGCUCAAGUAGUGGUUUGCUAGCUAAGGCACCUGGAAAGGAUCCGAACAAAUUUAAUGAGCACUUGUCUAUGAAGGAUUCAAAGCAUGAUAGCAAAGGCAGUUUUCCUGCUUCUGCAAAGAAACAUAAGGAUCGAGUUCAGGUUUCUUUGGAUGGAGGGGCUGCCCAGGAUAUGAAAAAAUCAAAUAAAAUGGAUGCCGCAGCUAAGAAGAGGAAAGUGAAGGAGUGGCAGGAGAAUCGGAUUUCUUUAGAUCCAAGUAGUGGGCAUCACUUCCAGGACGGCAGGGGUUCUGUGAAGGAGGAGACCAGUGAAAGUGAACGCCCAAAGGAGAAGAAGGCCAAGGCUUCUAAGUCCGAGGCAAAGGAGUCCAGCACGAGUAAGGGUGAUGGUAGAACAGACAAAAAGGGUCAGUUGACCAAAAUCCUCUUGUCCGGAGGUAGAGAUCAACCAAUUGAUGGAGCAGAAGAAGGCGGCACAUGUUAUAUGGAGAAGGACCAACAAUUAGGGCAAUAUCGGGGAGGAAAAGAUGGCUCUCAACGGACCUUGGAAGUUUUGGAGUCAUUAAAAAAGGAUAUUGGAUAUGGACAGCCUUCCAUGGCUGCUACUUCCAGUUCUUCAAAGGUUUCAGGAUCUCGUAAAACUAAAACCAACUUCCAGGAAGUGAAAGGUUCACCAGUAGAAUCAGUUUCAUCGUCUCCUUUGAGGUUUUCCAAUCCAGACAAGCCUAUGCUGGCAAGAAGAGAUAUGUUAGGAAAAGAUGAUGUGAUGAACGGUGGUGUCUCUGUUAUGGGUAGCCCAAGAAGAUUCUCUGAUGGUGAAGGGGAUGGUGGGAGUGAUCGGUCUGGUAUGGUAAGGAAGGAGAAGACUUUUUCUGUGUUACAUCAUGAAGGCCUGGAGUCUCCUGUGCUGGAUUAUCAGGACAGGGAUGCCGAUCACACGUUUUUUGGCAAAGGGAACUUGCAGAUUGAACCUUCUUCUGAAUUUGAAAACACCCAUUUGGUGAAUGGUGAUGCUGAUAGCACAGAUAGGCAUAACCGAUAUCAGAAUGAUCCGUGGGCUAAGGACCAUGACCCCAAUGAGGAGAGGGUGAACAACGGUCAUUACCGUGUCAGUGGUUCUCUUCCUCGGAAGUCUGGGAUGGGAUCCUCAUCACGGUCUAAAGAGAAGCACAGAAGUUUCAAGUCUGGUUUUGAUAAGGGUAAGGUUAAGCUGUCUGAUUCAUUCAGCGAGCAGGAAGACAUGUAUGCAAUGAAGAGUUCGAGAUAUGAGGCAGAGACUGAAUCUCAUGAUCGUUCUCCUUACCAUCAAGAUAUAAGGGAUGGGAAAUACGACUCUCAGGAUAAAUGUGCUUUUAAGUCUAAUAGGAAUGAGAAGACUUACUCAGGUAAGAAAGAUUCUGCAGGGAAAUGGUCAAGUGAAAGCAGUAGAAGAGAAAACCAAUCGAAACUUGGGGGACAUGAGGGCUUUGAUGUGAAAUUUGGUGCCACUUGCAGCAAGGAUGGAAAAUCCAUCACACAGCAAAAUCUACUGCAGGUCCGUGACGGUGAGAGAUCCUCUAGUCGGUUUCCUUCGGACAAAAAUGAUAAGAUGGAUGUAGCAUCGGGGAGAGGGAAGUCGCAAUUCUUUCCACGUUCUGUGGAUAAACAGGAAACACAAACUCGAUGUCCCCGAACAAUGCCAGUAGGUGUAUCUGAUGUUGUGCUUGUUGAUGCUUCUGGUAGUGGUGGUGAUGCAUUGAAAGUUUCAAGUCACCCUAGGAAGGCUGAUAACCAUAAUGGAGCUAGUCAUAGUAAUUCAAGACAUCCUACACCUAAUGGUCCCAUCGGGGUCAAGGAUCUCAAUGCUCCAAGUCCAGCUAGGAGGGAUUCCUCUGGUCAGGCUGCUGCUAAUACUGCAUUGAAGGAAGCCACAAAUCUGAAACACACUGCCGAUCGUCUUAAGGACCCUGGCUCAGAUCUUGAAAGGACUGGACUAUACUUUGAGGCGGCGUUAAAGUUUCUUCAUGGUGCCUCACUUUUAGAACCUUUCAGCAAUGAGGUUACGAGAUGCAAGAGUGUGUACAGUGAAACUGCCUUACUGUGCGGGUUCUGUGCCCGUGAAUAUGAGAGAUUCAAAGAAAUGGCUGCUGCUUCCAUGGCUUACAAAUGCAUGGAGGUGGCACACAUGAAAGUUAUUUAUUCCAAACAUUUUACUGCUUCUAAAGAUCAAAUUGAGCUGCAAAAUGCAUUGAAAGUGGUUCCUCCAGGAGAGUCUCCAUCCUCGUCAGCCUCAGAUAUUGAUAACUUGAACAAUCAAGCAACAGUGGAUAAGAUUGCUGUAUCUAAAGAUAAUAGUUCUCAGGUUGCUGGAAACCAUGUUAUUGUUGCUCGAAACCGUCCCGCCUUUGAGCGGCUGCUUGGCUUUACACGUGAUGUAACUAGUGCAAUGGAAGCCUCAAGGAAAUCCCAGAAUGCUUUUGCAGCUGCUAAUGCUAGCCUGGAAGAGUCUCAGCAUGGGGAGGGAAUCUCUUCUGUAAAGCGGGUACUUGAAUUCAGCUUCCAUGAUGUGGAGGGACUACUACGUCUUGUACGGCUUGCGAUGCAAGUAAUUAGCCGUUGAAAUUCAAUGGUUAUAGUAAGUCAAUCCUGUGAGUAUGUUUUCAUUUCCAUGGGUAAGCAGGCCUUAAAGGAGGAGGGAAAAGAAGCCGAGCUGGAUCUCUCAGAUGCAGAUACUCCUGAGAAUGACCAGGCUAAUGCUGGUUCAGUGCCUCUCUGUACAGUGUGUACAAAAUGAGAUUGAUAAUUUUCAAGAUAUAUUCGUUUGAUUGUUCGGCUGGAUUCUAACACAGACAAGGGUGCAGCACACCAUCCAAAGAUUUGAAGGUUGGGUUGAAGAAAGUGCUUCUCAUCGCAAAGGCGUCUGCUACAAGCUUUACAUUAGUACAGAAGUGCAGUCUUGUGGCUUUAUUGGGGUUUGAAUCUGGGAAAAAAGAUAAAAGAUUCAAUACCUUUGUUACAAAAGGGCAGUCUUGUGGCUUUAUUGGGGUUUGAAUCUGGGCAAGAUGAUAAAAGAUUGAAUGCCUUUGAGGUUGGUUUGAGGAGGCCGAAUACUGACAUGGUUAGCUCUGAUUGAUUCCUUUCUUUUUGGUGUUUCUGCAAAGGACUUCAAUUUUGUUUGUUUGUUUGUGUUUUUUUUUCCUUUUUCCAUUUCAUUUUUUUUAUUCAAAAAUGGAAAUCCAAGAGUGGAGGUUGCCAAGUUGAUGAAAUUUUCAAGCUUGGUUUAAUUCACUUUGUCUGUUGGUUCAAACGUGCUGUGAAUCCAAGGGCAAUGCAGAUGGUAGCCUCAGGUUUGUACUAUAAGGCUACCUGUUGUUGCAAUUGGAAUGAUUUCUUCUCUGUUGCUGAUGAAAGAGGCAAGUAGGAAGAAGUUGAGAGAAAUAUAGAUGUAGAUAACAGAAGAUAUUGGUACUCGGGAUUUACAUUCUAAGGGAUCUUACCUGUGGAGUGCCAGAGUUAUUCUCCUUGAUAUAAAGGAGGCAUGCAUAUCUUUUCAUGUGAAUAAACCUAAUUAGAUACAUGAGCGAGGCAAGUAAAUCUUUGUUGGGGCUCAUCUACACAACCAGCUUGCAGAUGUAUGGAUGUGGCAGCUAGUUGAAAAUGGGUCUUGAUCAAUGGUGGCAGCAGCAAAGGAUUCAAACGACGGGUUUCCACAAAAUAUUUUUCUUAUAUACUUGUAUACAAGAAUUGAGAACAUAUCCCCCCACCCCCUCCCCCUUUUUCUCAUCUCCCCUUGUCUUGGGAAAUUUUGAAACCCUAACCCCUUCCUCUCCCCCCCCCCCCCCCUCCCUCCCCAAAGGAAAGGGUACCACAUCUGGGCAAUGUAUCAUAGCAAAAAGCAUCAAUUCUUUAAAUGAUUAAAAAUUUAUUAGCCAUUUGAUUAUUAA